GCCACAUGUUUCUGAACAUGGCGUCGAGAUAACCCGUACGUUCUUCCGGGUGCUCAUAAUUCUUUGUGUAUAAUUGGCAAAGGGUUGAAAUGUCCUUUACACAUUAUUUCAAGAUAACAUUUGCGAGAUACAUUGUAUGCAAGAGAUCCAUCCUGACUCUUAAAGACUUGCACAUCGUAUAAAGUCGGGGAUAAACAUUAACAGGAUGAAGAAGUAUUACCAAGCUGCCCUCGUAGUGACAGCCGUGACAAGCCUCAUAUGCCUGCUCGUCUACAGGCAUCAAUACUACAAACUGAGAUACGUCCUGGAGGUCUUCAAUUACUUCGGCAAGUACGAACCGAGAGGAGCCAAUGGCAGUUGCGUAAACUUCGAUUCAACAUUAACCGCAUUCAAUUCGAAAUUCGACGAACCGAUCCCUUCCUGGCAACGCUUGGAAAAUGAUCUGUACGUAUACUCAGCGUACAGUAUUGAUUACCGGACGCGCAAAGAAAUACGAGCGAUUGGAGUCGGUAAUAUAACCAGCGUCUUUAACAUGCAAUGCCUCGUUUUCUUCGAGAGCGAGAGCAAGCCUAUAUUAGGAAAUUUUAACUUUGUACCCAUCAGUAAGUACUACACCUCGAACUACUAUUCCGUACAAAAUUUCAUGUACAAAGGGUAUCAUUUUGUUUGCGGGUACAGCGGCAAUGAGACCGCCACCGGAAUAACGUUUGUCACUAAGUCGAAUAGAUACCUCAAUUACGCGCCUAUUAUUCCGAUAAAAACGCUGCCGCAGAAUCUGGACGAUAAUAGCAGAACGAGUGUGUGCGUGAUGCAGUCGUCGGUGAAGUCGAUGCUACCUAACACGAUCGAUAUGAUGGGCUUUGUCAGUUUUCACGCAUUGGUCGGAAUGAAUAAUUUCAUCGUCUAUGAUAAUGGAAUCCCGAACAGAUUUAACAGCAGACUGAAGAGGAUGGCUAAUGAUCCAUCUUCCUUCCAGAAGUUCACGUACACUGUCGUACCAUGGAACUUUCCAUUUACGGAGAUCGACGAGACGAUCGCGCGAGAGAUCGCAGUGGCGGACUGUUUGUAUCGCUCGUACAACAAUGUCGCUUAUUCCGUUGUUCUCUCGUGGAACGAAUACGUAGUUCCAAGGUAUCAUCGCACGACGGUCGACUUGAUAGCGGACAUCAGGAGAACCGAAUCCGCGUCCGAUCGUUACGGGCUAAAAUCCAAAUUCUUCUGCACUCAGCAAUCCGACAAUAAGAAGCACGUGAAUUCUACAUUGACGUUGUUCAAAAAGACGAAGACCGGUAUCGCUUCCAAGGAUCAUUUUGUUUACAUAUAUCAUCCGCACGAGAUGUUACACGCCGAAUUGCAAGGUCGUCGGGAAAUACGCACCACGCAGAUAGGGCAGAAUUUAAUUUCCGUUAAUCAAUAUAAGCAUUGUGACGGAAAUAUGAAAGUUGUGGAGGACAGCACGGUGUUCAGAUUCGUUGAAGACCUGCAAAAUUCGUGGAUCUUUAAGAAAUAUCGCGAAUUCGACAUGCCCUAUGUAAAAGUAUAAAUUAUAGAUCUCGGCGCAACUGAAAUGACACACAUCUGAGAUAAUAUAGUCCUACGAAUUUGUAGAUAAUGUUCUAUUUACCAUACCACACACGCCCGUGCGCGCGCCACACACACACACACACACACACACACACACACACACACACACACACACACACACACACACACACACAC
Molecule: messenger RNA, 1719 nt
Organism: Dinoponera quadriceps
Lineage: Eukaryota; Metazoa; Arthropoda; Insecta; Hymenoptera; Formicidae
Exons: 2
Coding region: 206-1543 (445 amino acids)
Source: RefSeq, a predicted model, not a curated record